Messenger RNA from Diaporthe batatas, 2229 nucleotides. RefSeq lists its product as uncharacterized. The coding region runs from base 1 to 2229 and encodes 742 amino acids. The transcript has 4 exons. The record is from RefSeq and is a predicted model, not a curated record. Gene Ontology annotation, cellular component: cytosol. Gene Ontology annotation, molecular function: transketolase activity. NCBI's taxonomy places the organism in Eukaryota, Fungi, Ascomycota, Sordariomycetes, Diaporthales, Diaporthaceae. Gene Ontology annotation, biological process: pentose-phosphate shunt.
AUGGCUCCUUCCGUAGCAGAAGUUCCCACAGACACCGUCUCCCACCUGCCGCUGAAACUGUCAGCGAACGGUGACAAGACGAACGGUGCCCUUGCCAGCAUCUCAACCCUCGAGCUCAAGGAUGUCGCAAAGACAGACCUUGUCCUGCGGACAUUCAGAUGUCUCAUUGCCGACCUCUGUGAGCAAUUCAAGGGUGGCCACCCUGGGAGUGCCAUGGGUAUGGCAGCCAUUGGUGUCGCGCUGUGGAAGUACGUGAUGCGUUACUCGCCAGAGAACCCCAACUUCUUCAACCGGGACAGGUUUGUUCUCUCAAACGGCCACUGCUGUUUAUGGCAGUAUACCUUCAUGCACCUUGUCGGCUACAAGAACAUGACGCUUGACCAGCUAAAGUCCUACCACUCCGCCCGGACCGACUCCAUCUGCCCAGGACACCCCGAGAUCGAACAUGAGGGUAUUGAGGUGACGACAGGACCCCUUGGCCAGGGUAUCGCGAAUGCCGUCGGUCUGGCCAUGGCCACCAAGCAUCUGGCCGCCACAUACAACAAGCCCGGCUUCCCCGUGGUGGACAACACGACGUGGUGCAUGAUCGGCGACGCAUGCCUGCAGGAGGGCGUCGGCCUGGAGGCCAUCUCGGUGGCCGGCCACUUCAGACUGAACAACCUGGUCGUGGUCUACGACAACAACCAGAUCACCUGUGACGGCUCGGUGGACCUGACCAACACCGAGGAUGUCAACGCCAAGAUGACGGCCUGUGGCUGGAAAGUCAUCGACGUCAUGGACGGCAACCACGACGUCGAGGGCAUCGUCUCCGCACUGGUCGAGGCCCGCGCGAGCACCGACAAGCCCGUCUUCAUCAACAUCCGCACUGUCAUCGGAAUUGGCAGCAAGGUGGCCGGCGACGCAAAGGCGCACGGUGCCGCCUUUGGGCCAGACGAUGUCGCCAACAUUAAGAGGAACGCCGGUUUCGACCCCGAGAAACACUUCCAGAUCUCACAAGAGGUGUACGACUACUUUGCCGAGAUCAGGAAUCGGGGCCGUGGUUUUGAAAAGGAGUGGGAUGACCUAGUCGCAUCGUACGGAGGCGAGUACCCAGACCUGGCCAACGAGUUCGGGCUCCGCGUCCGCGGCGAAUUCCCAGAGGACUGGACGAAGCUUAUUCCCAAGAAGGAGGAGUUCCCAACGGCACCUACAGCAUCGCGAAAAUCCGCAGGACUUGUCUGCAACCCCUUGGCUGCUAAGCUGAGCAACUUCAUGGUCGGAACAGCCGACCUGAGCCCUUCAGUCAACAUGAUCUGGAAGGGCAAGACCGACUUCCAACAUCCUGACCUCCGACCCACAUGCGGCAUCACCGGCGACUACUCAGGCCGCUACAUCCACUGGGGCGUCCGCGAGCACGCGAUGGCGGCCAUCUCGAACGGCCUCGCGGCCUACAACAAGGGCACUAUCCUCCCCGUGACCUCCACCUUCUUCAUAUUCUACAUAUACGCCGCCCCGGGCAUCCGCAUGGGCGCCCUGCAGCGCCUCCAGGCGAUCCACAUCGGCACGCACGACAGCAUCGGCACGGGCGAGGACGGGCCCACGCACCAGCCGGUUGAGCUGGCAGCCCUGUACCGCGCCAUGCCAAACCUGCUGUACAUCCGCCCAUGCGACAGCGAGGAGGUCGCAGGCGCCUUCAUCGCGGCCCUCAGCGCCCGCGAGACCCCGUCCAUCAUCUCGCUGUCCCGCCAGAACCUCGAGCAGUACCCAGCCCACUCGUCGCGCGACGGCGUCCUCCGCGGCGCCUACCCCUUCAUCGAGGACGACGAGGCCGACGUUACGCUGAUAGGCGUCGGCGCCGAGAUGGUAUUCGCCGUGCGGGCGCGCGACGCCCUCCGCGACCGCCACGGCCUGCGCGCCCGCAUCGUCAGCUUCCCCUGCCAGCGCCUGUUCGACGCCCAGCCGCGCGAGUACAAGGCCGAGGUCCUGCGGUACAAGGGGGCGAAGGCUCCGCCCCGCGUAGUUGUCGAGGCCUAUGCCGCCAACGGCUGGGAGCGCUACGCCGACGCCGGGUACUCGAUGAGCUCCUUCGGCCACUCGCUGCCUGGUGCCGACGCCUACAAGUACUUCGGCUACGAACCGGAGCUGAUUGCCUCGCGCGUCGCCGCUUUCGUCGGGGAGUGGAAGGAGCGUGGUCCGGAGGAGUUCCGUGGCGAGUUUAAGGAUCUAAAUGUUAGAUCUAAGGACCAUUAG